This is a messenger RNA of Paramecium sonneborni, 1349 nucleotides long. The record is from the annotation of a GenBank genome assembly. NCBI's taxonomy places the organism in Eukaryota, Ciliophora, Oligohymenophorea, Peniculida, Parameciidae.
AUGGAUAAAUUGUAUAGUUUUAAAGCCAAGUCAUAAGUUGGUCACAUUAAAUCAGUUAUAAAUUAAGAAUAGAAACUAUAAUUUUAUAGUGAAGAAGAAGGGGAUAGUACUAACUCUUAAGACAAUACUCCUAAAACAAAUGUAAAAAACAAAGUGAAAUCUCCAAUUUAAUAAAAUGGUUAUUAAACAGAUGAUUCAGAAUCUGGAACCCCAAAAAAUUAAAAACCAAGAUGUAAACAACCAUAAGGUUCCUUAUUUAUUUUUAAUUAGCAGCUAAAAUGUCAAGAUUUAGUAAUUUAGUCAAUACUAAGAAGAUUGAUGGGGAUGUUGAAAUAGAACCAGAUUUUAGUGAUAAUGAAAAAAAAUAAUAAUAACCUGUAUAAUUAUAGUAGCAAGAAGGAAAUUAUAAUAUAGAAGAAUAAGCUUAAAGAAUAUAAUAAAAACAAAAUCAACAACCACAAAAUCCAAAGCUAAAUAAAACAAAGUAUUAGAUUAAGAAUAAUUUAGAUAAGCAGUUUCAAUGUAAAAUUUAAUUGCUAAUUCGGAUAAUGAAUAGAGUAAGAAAAAUUAAUAAAGUAAUGGAAAAGAUAAAUUAAGUAAUCAUCCUUUCAGACAUUUAAUAUUUGGUCCAAAUAUAAGUGAAUAAACUUUUAAAAAGCAUCUAAUACUUACAUAACGAGGUUUAAUUUAUGCUAGAAAGUGUUUGAAAGGUCCUUCUGAUAAAUUUAUACAAUCAAAAAAAGUUUAACUUUCUGAAGCUUAUCCAAAGAAAGAUCGAGCUCUAAUAUUAGAUUUAGAUGAAACUUUAAUACAUUCAUGCACACAAAGAGAAAAUCCUUAAGUUUAUGUGACUGCUGUUGGAGAUUUCGGAGAAGAAGCUAAAGUAAAAUCAAUUUAUAUUUUAGAUUGGGAUUAAUAUUCGACCUUAUACAUCUCUAUUUCUUUAAUAAUUAUCUCAAUAUUACACAAUUUAUAUAUAUACUGCUUCAUCUUAAGCAUAUGCUUAAGCAAUAAUUAAUUAUUUAGAUCCUACUAAGUAGUAUAUAUCUGGAAUUAUGACAAGAAAUAACUGUAUGGAAACUAAAAAUGGUUUCUUUAUAAAAGAUUUAAGAUUAAUUAGCAAUAAAGAAUUAAAAGACAUGCUCAUAGUAGAUAAUUUAGCUCAUUCUUUUGGAUUCUAAAUUGAAAAUGGAAUUCCAAUUCUUGAAUGGCAUAAUGAUUAAAAUGAUUAAGAAUUAAAAUAUUUAAUCGAAUACUUAAUAGAAGCAAUUCAUUUUACAGACCUUAGAGAAUAUAAUACAAAAAAACUAAGACUUGAUGAUUUGAUAGAAUUUCAUAUUGAAGAAUGA